AUGUCUCGACCGGAGCCUUACGUGAAUGGCAGUGGGCAUCCGCCCGGGCAUGGCCACCAGCCGUAUCACGACGCACGAGGCUAUAGCGAUGAUGGCUACGGGCGACAACCCCAGGAUAAACAACAGCCGUACUUCGAUCCUCCACCACGCGAACCACAUCCAGAGUCGGUGGACGAUCGAUAUCAUUCGUAUGAACAGCAGCCUCCUGGUCAUAACUAUACCGACUAUGGUCCGCCGCCCGAGCCUGAGCGACCGUAUGCACCAAACGAACCCGGCCCACACGAGUUCAACGAGGUGACACCGUAUGACGACGACAAGGCUGAGGCAGAAUGGCGGAGAGGUGUGGAAUCAGCAUACACAUAUCAACGUCCUCCGCCGCCGCCGCAAGAUCCGGAAUAUCUGAGAAGGCGUGCCCUCGAAGAAGAAGCGCGUGAGCGCGAGAUUGAACGCGAGCGGGAGAUCGAGAGGCAGAGGAGAUACGAAGAGGAUCGAUAUUACGAAGAAAGAGAUCGUGAGAGGGAGAGGGAAAGAGAGCGAGAACGGCGUCGGAGGCGAGAGGAAGAUUCUGUGCGCGAGAAAGUUUUACGAUAUCCUUCAGAUCCAAAGAAAGGCGGUCGCGAUGUCUUCGGAGGAUCUGAGGGAGAGCGAGGCUUGGGCGCAAAGAUUGCCGGCGGUGCAGGUGGUGCAUUGUUAGGACAUGAACUUUCUGACAACGUACUUGGCACACUCGGCGGAGCUGUCGUAGGAGCCGUUGCCGCGAACGUUUUCGAGAAACAUCACGAGAAGAGACAGACCGCGAAGAUGGCCAAGCGAGCAAGUCGAGAUGGAGCGUAUCCCGUCAGAAGUGGUUCGUUGGAUUACCCUCGGAGUCGCAGCUACAGAGACAAGGAUCGUUACGAUGAUCGAUAUGAUGACAGGUACGACGACAGGUACGAGCGAGGACGAGAAAGGAGCGUCAGUCGUGGCGGAGGAAUCAAGGACAGAAUCAUGAGAAGCUUGUCUCGAGCCCGAUCAAAGAGUGCACCACGAAGGAGGAGUCCGAGCUUCGACAGCGAAUAUUCGCAUCGAAGGUGA
This is a messenger RNA of Zasmidium cellare ATCC 36951, 1074 nucleotides long. RefSeq lists its product as uncharacterized. The record is from RefSeq and is a predicted model, not a curated record. NCBI's taxonomy places the organism in Eukaryota, Fungi, Ascomycota, Dothideomycetes, Mycosphaerellales, Mycosphaerellaceae. The transcript has a single exon. Bases 1 to 1074 code for a protein of 357 amino acids.